AUGGCAGGAAAAGCAAACCAGCCUGUCCCCAAAGCCCCUUUAUGCCCCAUUCCAUCCAUAGGUGAGCCCUUCGAGCACCUCAUCCUGGAUAUAGUAGGCCCGCUUCCGCCUUCUACCUCAGGGGUGCAGUAUUUGCUCACUAUACUAGUUCGGGUUAGUAGGUACCCAGAAGCGAUCCCCCUUAAGACCAUCACUGCUAAGGUCUUGGUGAAACAUCUGCUCUGGUUCGUCUCGCGAUACGGUCUCCCUAAGACCAUUCAGACGGAUCAGGGAUCGAACUUUAUGUCUCAUUUGUUUCGCCAACAGAUCGCCGACCUGGGAAUCCAACAGAUUACCUCCAGUGCCUACCAUCCCGAGUCUCAAGGAGCUUUGGAGCAUUUUCACCAGACGUUGAAGGGCAUGCUUCGGAAGUUUUGCUAUGACCGGCAGAGUAAGUGGGUUGAAAACCUGCCCUACCUCCUAUUGGCGGUAAGAUCAGUGCCCAAUGAAUCACUAGGAAUCUCCCCAUUCGAGAUGAUUUAUGGUCACUCAGUAAGGGGUCCCUUAGAAGUGGCACGAGACCAUUGGCUAGACAAGGAAACCAACGAAGACGCUGUGGACUGGUUGUCUACAAAUAAAGGCCGGUUGUUCUCUGCGUGGGAAAUGGCUACGAGAACCUUAGAGAGUACGCAAAAAACCACCAAGAGCAGGUAUGAUAAGAGGACCAAACAAAGAGACUUCCUAGUAGGGGAUCUGGUUUUGGUAUGUACACCUACAGUAACUGGAAGUUUGAGCGCCAGAUUUGUAGGUCCUUACCAGGUCUUAAAGAAGGUUACUAAUCACAAUUACCUUCUUAAUACUCCAGAUCGCCGGAAGAAAGAAACUUUGGUUCAUGUUAACAUGAUCAAAAAAUAUGAGGGUCGAGAUACGCUCCCAAUAACAAUAGUGACCACUAAAGAGGACAUUGAGGAAGAGGAAGAGGUAUUAACUAACUCAGAGAUUCUACUUAACUUGCAGGCCAAGUUGACACAUGUGGCCGAAGGACACCAACCAUCAUUGCUGCAAAUGAUCCGAGAGUACAAGACUAUCUUCAGAGAUGUUCCAGGACUAACAUCUGUCCUAUGGCAUGAUGUCGUGCUGGAGGAAGGAGUCCGGCCUAUAAAGCAACACCCUUACCGACUCAACCCCCUGAAGGAAAGGGUGGUGAAAGAUGAGGUUGAAUACAUGCUGAAACACCAUCUGAUAGCCCUGAGCUCGAGCCCAUGGUCAUCCCCGAUACUAUUAGUGCCCAAACCUGGUAAGAAAUACCGUUUUUGUAUUGAUUAUCGCCAGGUGAAUAAGGUCACAGUAGCGGAUACCUAUCCUCUCCCCAGGGUAGAGGAAUGUCUCAAUGCCAUAGGUAAAGCUCGUUACCUGACUAAAUUUGACCUGUUCAAGGGCUAUUGGCAAGUUCCCCUCACGGAGAAGGCCAAACCCAUAUCGGCGUUUGUGACUCCCGACGGGCUGUUUGAAUGUCAGGUGAUGCCAUUCGGGAUGAAAAACGCAGCCUCCACCUUUCAGAGGCUGAUGGGCAUUGUGUUGCGUGAUGUGGAAAACACCUUGAUCUACAUUGAUGAUGUAUUAAUAUAUGAUGUUGAUUGGCAGGAUCAUCUACGUCACAUAGAGGAUUUCUUCAAGGCCAUGCUCCAGUCGGGAUUGGUGGUCAACCUACACAAAUCCGAGUUUGCCAGAACCUCUGUCAUCUUUUUAGGUCAUAAGGUUGGAGGAGGAUGGAUUGCGCCAAAGGCCAGCUAG
Procambarus clarkii (red swamp crayfish) is the source of this 1773-nucleotide messenger RNA. Lineage: Eukaryota; Metazoa; Arthropoda; Malacostraca; Decapoda; Cambaridae. The record is from RefSeq and is a predicted model, not a curated record.